UGCACUUUACUAUUUUGCAAUUCCAUGAACCCCAAACUAGAACUGUGCGAAAAACUGCCAUGGUUCCACACAAUUCACACCCCCCCUCUUGUGUUGCUAACCGUUUCAUCAAUUGGUAUCAGAGUCGGUCUUCACCACAGAAAGGGUAAAGCCUUGGGAAGAGAUUCGGCAAUAUGAAUACGGUUGAACGAUUUGAAGAAGGUUACUCGACUCAACGACCACCGAUGUUCAGCGACAAAUUUUACCAAUUCUACAAUAGUCGAAUGGAGAACUUCAUCAAGGCUGAGAACUACCAGGUAUGGAAUCUAAUUGAGGCAGGUGAUAACAUCAUCACUAAGGUGGAUGACGAAGGUAAGGUUGUCCCUAAACCCAAAUCUGAAUUUACUUCUGAUGAUUAUCGCAAACUCGAGCAUAAUGCCCAAUCAUUGAAAUAUUUGAUUUGUGGACUUGGUCCGGCUGAGCACAACCGGGUUCUAGGAUGCAAAUCCGCAAAACAAAUGUGGGAUUUACUCGAGGUUACACAUGAGGGUACCUCGCAUGUAAAAAGAUCCAAAAUUGACAUAUUUAUGCGUAAUUACGAAUUGUUCGUGAUGAAACCUAAAGAGUCAAUUAGGGAUAUGAUUACACGCUUUACUAAUAUUAUAAAUGAGCUUUCAGCACUUGGAAAAGAUAUUACUGUGGAAGAUCAAGUGAGAAAAGUUAUGAGAAGCUUGCCCUCCGCAUGGAAGCCUAAAACUACGGCUAUAGAAGAAGUUAAAGAUCUCUCUACCAUGACGCUAGAAGACUUGACCGGUUCACUCAUGACAUAUGAGUUAGGCCUACAAAUAACAAGAUGCUUGGUGAUAUCUGGAGGUUUCUAUUUGGAUUUCUUACUUUAUACUCGUAUUACUUGGUAUCGUCGUUGUACUUAAGGUACAAGCCCAUAUCAGGUAUGGGUCGAAAAGCACGAAAAAGAUAUGCAGCAUCUAAGUUGAUAUAUCUUCCUUUAGCACCACGUUUGCACAAAUUAUAUGCCUCGAGCGCUACCGCUAAACACAUGACGCGGCAUGUAGAACAUGACACUGAAGAAGGGUUAAUGUGUCAUCCAUCAGAUUCCGCAGCGUGGAAGCAUUUUGACAGGUGUUAUCCUCAAUUUGCUUUUGAGCCACGCAACGUGAGACUUGGAUUAUGUUCUGAUGGUUUUGCUCCGUUCGGUCAAUUUGGAGGCCAGUUCUCAUGUUGGCCAAUUAUCAUUACAUCAUAUAACUUCCCCCCGGACAUGUGUAUGAAAAAUCAUUUUAUGUUUUUAUCAUUGAUGUGUCCAGGUCCAGGUAAUCCAAAAAAAAGAAUUGAUGUGUAUUUGCAGCCAUUGAUCGAAGAGCUGAAACAAUUGUGGGAAGUUGGUGUUCCUACAUAUGAUGUUUUGAGAGAUCAAAUAUUUAAUAUGAAAGCUGCGAUUAUGUGGACCAUUAGUGAUUUUCCAGCAUAUGGAAUGCUCUCUGGAUGGAGUACUGCAGGGGUUAUGGGUUGCCCUGUUUGUAUUGAAAAAUCAAAUGAAUUUUGGCUAAAGAAUAGUCGAAAAACAUCCUACUUUGAUUGUCACAGGAAAUUUCUCCCACCUAAUCAUCCGUAUCGAAAGGAUAAGAAGUCAUUCAUCAAGGGUCGCAAGGACCACGAUCCUCCACCUCCGAUUUUAACAGGAUAUCAUAUUUAUGAUCGUUGAUAUGCACUAAUUAGUAGUGCAUAAAUAUAUAUAUUUUUA
Molecule: messenger RNA, 1741 nt
Organism: Cuscuta europaea
Lineage: Eukaryota; Viridiplantae; Streptophyta; Magnoliopsida; Solanales; Convolvulaceae
Source: the annotation of a GenBank genome assembly